UUUCGGAUGGCGCGCUUGUUCCUGCUAUCGCGGAAGGGUCAACACCACGAAGAUUGCCGAUUGACGACAUUAAAUCUUAUGAUUACACGGAUUUUAAAAAUAUUGAACAUAUCGGUGUGGGUGCUUUUGGCAAAGUAUAUUCUGCUGAUUGGGAAACACGAGGGAUUCAAGUCGCUUUAAAAACAUUAAAUGAGAGAAAUGAUAUCGAAGAGGAAGAUUUUAUUAAAGAG
Molecule: messenger RNA, 230 nt
Organism: Acaulospora colombiana
Lineage: Eukaryota; Fungi; Glomeromycota; Glomeromycetes; Diversisporales; Acaulosporaceae
Source: the annotation of a GenBank genome assembly